CGCGCCUUCUCUCUCUCUCUCUCUCUCUCUCUCUCCUGAGGCCGCCCCGUUUGCCUUGGCCUCCCCGCCCUUUCUUUCCCCCUUCUCCUUCUCAAAAGGAAGAGGGAGGCCACCGAGGAGGAGAUGGGAGAGGAAGCCAAGAAGUGGAGCAGGGCUUGAGCUGGUCCUCUUUUUCCCAUCCCAAAAGGACGCCAAAGCCGCCCUCUUUCCCAAGUGGAGGCUCUGAAGCCAGGACCUUCCUUCCCUUUGGGUUUGGCUCGGCUUGUUUGGGAGGGGAUGGUGCUUCUGGUGCUGCUGCUGGUGGUGGUGGGCUGGGCUCCGGGCUGGGCGCGGGGCGCCUCGUGCGAGCCGGUGCGCCUCCCGCUCUGCCAGUCCUUGCCCUGGAACAUGACCAAGAUGCCCAACCACCUGCACCACAGCACCCAGGCCAACGCCAUCCUGGCCAUCGAGCAGUUCGAGGGCCUGCUGGGCAUCCACUGCAGCGCCGACCUGCUCUUCUUCCUCUGCGCCAUGUACGCGCCCAUCUGCACCAUCGACUUCCAGCACGAGCCCAUCAAGCCCUGCAAGUCGGUCUGCGAGCGGGCGCGCGCCGGGUGCGAGCCCGUCCUCCGCAAGUACGGACACGCCUGGCCAGACAGCCUGGCCUGCGAGGAGCUGCCCGUCUACGACCGCGGCGUCUGCAUCUCCCCCGAGGCCAUCGUCACCGCCGAAGGGGCCGAUUUCCCUAUGGAUUCUAAUAAUGGCAACUGUAGAGGCACCAGCGCUGAGCGCUGUAAAUGCAAGCCUAUAAAAGCUACCCAGAAGACUUAUCUCCGGAAUAAUUACAACUAUGUCAUUCGGGCGAAAGUGAAGGAGGUGAAGACCAAAUGUCAUGAUGUCACGGCAGUCGUUGAAGUAAAGGAGAUUCUAAAAUCUUCCUUGGUGAACAUUCCCAGGGACACUGUUAACCUGUACACAAACUCGGGUUGCUUGUGCCCACCUCUCAAUGCGAAUGAAGAAUAUAUCAUCAUGGGUUAUGAAGAUGAAGAGCGCUCCAGAUUACUCUUGGUCGAAGGCUCCAUAGCUGAGAAAUGGAAGGAUCGUCUUGGUAAAAAAGUGAAGCGCUGGGAUCAGAAACUCCGUCAUCCUGGUAAAGGCAGAAAUGAACCUGGACAAAGUGAUUCAGCUCCGAAAUCUGGCCGAACCACCAAUCCACGACAAAGACGCAAUUAGACGAAUGAUAGCAUAUGUCGGGAAAAGGAAAGAAACCAAGCAAAUUAAUCCACAGACUUGUGUAAAUUAAAGACUUGCCUUGAUGGAGCAGCAAAGAAGAAAUUGCACUAUUGCGCGUUGCAUUCUAUUGUUUACUAUGAGAUCCUGUUGUAGCCAAUAUUAGUUUUAUUUUCCCUUGUGUUUUUCUGGCCCCUUGAUAUCUGCAGGAGGAGAAGCACUCAGAAAAAACAAUAUGUUAUGCCCACAAAUGUUUGUAGAUUCACAUCUAUCUAUCUGUCGGUUGGUGGGUUUGUUUAUCAACAUAGAAUAUGGGGUCAGCUGAUGCCAUGGUAAUGGUUUAUUGAGAGUUACUCCAGUCCAAAAAUUUAUGCACUCUCUGAGAAAACAGAUCUCUGGCCCGUUCAAAAUCCCCCAUUAAGAGUGACAUUACACAUAUCCCUGCAUUCCUGUCUAUGCAAAAAUAAUUGAUGUGCGAGGUGGAAGAUUUGCAAAGGUAGUAGCUAUAUAGGGCCAGGUCAACUUAUUGCUUCCCUAAAUUACAAUCAAUCCAAGAAUGACAUUAAGCCAUUUUUACACUUCCCACCCGAGUAUAAUGCUUGGAAAGUCAUUACUGUUGACAAUAUUUCAACCGGGCCUCCAUUUAUACGUUCCAAAGUCGAUCUUCCUCAAGUAGCUGGCAUACAAUCUGGGAAUCAGAUGCAUGAUUCAGAUUUUUUUUUGUGUGUGUCAGGAGUGACUUGAGAAACUGCAAGUCACUUCUGGUGUGAGAGAAUUG
Anolis sagrei ordinatus is the source of this 1987-nucleotide messenger RNA. It is a transcript of the gene FRZB, whose product is annotated as frizzled related protein. Gene Ontology annotation, molecular function: Wnt-protein binding. Gene Ontology annotation, cellular component: cytoplasm. Lineage: Eukaryota; Metazoa; Chordata; Lepidosauria; Squamata; Anolidae. Gene Ontology annotation, biological process: non-canonical Wnt signaling pathway; canonical Wnt signaling pathway. The record is from RefSeq and is a predicted model, not a curated record.